This is a messenger RNA of Tilletiopsis washingtonensis, 2590 nucleotides long. RefSeq lists its product as hypothetical. The coding region runs from base 280 to 2445 and encodes 721 amino acids. The record is from RefSeq and is a predicted model, not a curated record. The transcript is spliced from 10 exons. Lineage: Eukaryota; Fungi; Basidiomycota; Exobasidiomycetes; Entylomatales.
GCACGUUGGCACGUCUGUCACGCAGCGGCUGCAGGCGUGCUGUAUUCUCACUCAGACUUGCGCCUGUUGAAAUGAGCUCGCAAGUCAGCCGAGGUCUGGUGCGGCAGAGGCGGCCAGGAAAGGCACGCGGCGGCGACGCGUUGAUGUGCACGCGCCGCGGCCGUAGCGCCGGAGGAUGGAGGCGGCGUCUCGUCAGCGGGCUGCAGGCUGCCGCGCUGCACCGCCCGCUUCCUCUUGCAUCUGCUCUCUCACCUCCAUCCUCAACCUGCGCUCGCCGUCAUGGCGAACCCCUUCUAUCCGCCGCGCGCCAACCGCACCUCGGCCGGCAGUGGCCUCGGCGCCAGCGGCGAGGCGGGCUACGGCGACGAGCCGCCGCGCCCCUUUGACCCGCACCGCGCGGCCACCUUUGCGCGAGGCGCGGGCAGCAGUGGGACGGCAGCGUCGCAGCAGCAGUACUAUCAUCCACCACCACAGGCGCCGCAGCAGCAGCGCCAGGAGGACUACUACGCCGGUGCAGCACCCGCAGGCGGCGCGCGCUACGCCGACCCAUACGAGACGGCGCCGUCGCCCGGCGGCUACUACGCCUACCCGCCGGCGCCCAACCAGCCGCUGCACGAGUACCUCUCUACGCCGACCACGGGUCCCACACCCACCUCCGCCGCGCCCUUUCUCGGCCGCGCAGACUCAGACGACCCGACGCGCCGGCCUGACACGCCCGGCAUCUACCCGGACCGCGCACCGACGCGCGACAAGCUCACGCCGGCGCAGCUCAAGAUCGCAGACUCGUUCCCCAAGGACCUGGACCGCGAUGGCGGCACCAUGUUUGGAGACAUGAAGAGCAUGGUGCGCGACUGGCGCAGCUGGGUCAAGUGGAAGUACACGCACUACUAUGUGGGCUGUAUCAUCAUCAUCGUAGUGGUCGCCUUGAUGACGCUCUACCACAAGCAAAUCGUGGACUGGCUCACGCCGCUCUCGCUCAAGGUCAAGUCCGUCUCGUGGGGCUGGAUCAUAGUCGUGGCCAUCCUCUUCGUCAUUUCCUUCCCGCCACUGUUCGGGCACGAGAUUGUCGGCGUGCUCUGCGGCGUCGUGUACGGCCUCUGGGUCGGCUUUGGCAUUUUCUCGCUGGGCACGGUUCUCGGCGAGUUGGGCAACUUCGUGGCGUUCAAGUGGUGCUUCAAGCGCCAGGCGGAGAAGGUGGAGCGUAAGAGCAUCACCUACGCCUGCAUGGCGCACAUCACGCGUGAGGGCGGCUUCGGCGUCAUUCUGCUGGCGCGUCUCUCGGCUAUCCCCGGCCACGUGAGCACAGCUAUUUUUGCCACUAUCGGCAUGAACAUCUGGGUCUUUACGGCGGCAGCGGUAAUCACCUUGCCCAAGCAGUUGGCAGUGGUGUAUCUCGGUGUUGCGCUCGGCACGUCGUCGGCCGGCGGCGAGAGCACGCAGAGCAAGAUUGUCAAGUGGGCGGUCAUCGUCAUCACCGUGAUCGUGACCAUUCUGGCCGCUUUGUACCUACAUCGCAAGAUGGACCAGGCGCGGCCACAAGUGCAGAAGGCGCUGCGGCAACGGCGCUUCACGAUGCUGACCGAGGCGCGCGCAAGCGAGGCGGCCGACGGCGGCGUGUGGGGCUACGGCGACACGGCCUCGCCGCUCGGCUCCGCGACGAAGCUAUACGGCGCCGGUGCUGCGGGCGUGUACAGCCGCGAUGACUUCUCGGAGCGCAUCGACAUGCCGCCGCAGCAAGUGCAGGGCGCACCGCGCGCGGGCCAGCAGCAGCGCAGCUCGGGAGGCUGGAGCCGCUGGGCCAACAAGGGCAGCGCGCAGGAGUACGAAGGCGACUCGCGCGACGGCGGCGCAAACGGCAUCAGCAUGAGCAUGCUGCACUCGGCCGCGCCGCUGGGCCGCGCUCCGAGCCAGGACACGCUGAGCUCGGAUGCGGCGCACGAGUCGCGUCCAGCUCUUGCACCGGUGCCGGCAGCUUCGUACGGGCGCAGCAACCCCGAGGGAUACGCAUACUCGCCGGAGGACGAGCGCGUCGAGUACAUGCACUCGCCGCAGCCGCAGCGCGAGGAGCAGAGACAGGAGGUCAUGCAGCAGCAACAGCAGCGGGGCGCACGCCCGCCUCCGGCUCCGAGCUCGGCGGCAGCGGCAGCGCUGAAGCUGGCGCCGCCGGACACGCGCCAGCACUACCAGCAGGUCAGCAACGUGGGCAGCGUGUACUCCCUGCCGGCCGGCUCUGAGGACCUGGGACGAGGGAACGCGCAUGCAGCGACGCAGCAGGCUGCGCCGCAUGCCGCACAGCAGCAGCAGCACUACGCCGACUCGCGCUCCACGACACCAGGCGCUCCGCCUAGCUACGCCAGCGACGAGCCGUGGGGCGCUGAGCGGCCACAGCAGCGAGCGGCACCGACGGAUCAGCGCUGGUCGCUGCACGACGGCCAAGCAUUCUGAGAAGCUGCCGCCGAUCAUGCUCUCUCCUGCUGCGCUCCUCUAUCUCUCGCUGUCCUGCUACAGGUGCUCCCGUCACCCGAGACUGUAUACUGUGUGCUUCAUCUAUUUGCUCGCUCGUGAAUGUGACGCAUAAACCCGUGGAUGG